This is a messenger RNA of Penicillium lagena, 3624 nucleotides long. RefSeq names its product tubulin-specific chaperone D. Gene Ontology annotation, biological process: post-chaperonin tubulin folding pathway; tubulin complex assembly; microtubule cytoskeleton organization. Gene Ontology annotation, molecular function: GTPase activator activity; beta-tubulin binding. The record is from RefSeq and is a predicted model, not a curated record. NCBI's taxonomy places the organism in Eukaryota, Fungi, Ascomycota, Eurotiomycetes, Eurotiales, Aspergillaceae. The coding region runs from base 1 to 3624 and encodes 1207 amino acids. The transcript has 5 exons.
AUGGAUGCAGCCGAAGAUCGAGAUAUAAAACUGCAGCGAGCCUCCAGUGAUCUCGUGGCAGAGUUCUCGGCAAAGCUGCCGUCGCUGCUUUGGAAAUCCAGAUCCCAGAGUGGAACCUCCGCCUCUCCGCGCAGAUGGACUCAAGUCGCCAAGACGGAGAAGCUGGUUGGCCUUCUUGAGCCUUUCCAGGAGUGGCCCCAGCUCUUAGAUCCGCAUCUACAGAAGCUGCUGCCCCCUCUAGUGGAUGCGUUUCUGGCAUAUCUGAUCAAGAGCCGCGAUCAAUAUGGUCCGUGUGUUACCAAGUCCCAGAAUGGUGAAUCCCUAUACCCGCUCCCAAGGGCUAUCUGCAGGCUUCUCUACACUUUCUGCAAAGUCCGCGGUGUCAAGGUGGUCAGCCGAUUCCUCAACAAUGAGCCGAAGUACCUUGGCGUUAUGCUGCGGGCUUUUAUCGAGUGGGAUAAAACCAUUCAACUUGGUUCCGAGGCCGAUGCAGAUGCAGAUCCCAUAGAUUCGCAACUUCAGGGUCUGGUCUGGGAAGAGCGGUACGUGAUGCUGGUCUGGCUCUCACAUCUCCUGCUCGCUCCCUUUGACCUGUCUUCAUUGUCAUCGGACGAUAUUCCCGUGCCUUAUGAAAAUCUCAGCCAGCUCACUUGGCUACCUUUCAAUACUCCAAUGAUUGCAAGAUCGCUCCUCUCGUUGUCGUUGCACUAUCUCAGUGUUUCUGGUAAGGAGCGCGAGGCAGCCACAGCACUCUUGGCUCGACUUGUUCUUCGGGGCGAUAUGCAAAACCUCGGGCUUCUUACUGGUAUGACAAAUUGGGCAUUCGACACCUUUAAUCCUGCAAAAGAUGUGGAAGAACCACCUUCGGUCUAUGCGUGCAUUGGGGUGCUAUCGUUCAUUGCCCGUUUGGGAGCGUCGGGUCAGAUCGAUGAUUUUGUCCCUUUGGUGAUCCCUGUCUUUGAGAAAACACUGCGAGUAUUUCAAAAGCAUACACUCGUUUCUCACGCCAUAAAGUCCUCAGCGUUGGCGCGAAAGACCGUGGUCAAGAUCCUCCGCAACAUUACAGUCAUGGCCUUGUCUAUCAGCGAUCGCGGGCACGGUUGCGUCACAGAUGACCAGCUGUCGAGCAUACUGGAGGACGCCAUUGAUCAUUUCCUGGUUGCUCUCGCAGACAAAGAUACACCUGUGCGGUUUGCGGCGAGCAAAGCGCUGAGCAUCAUCACCUUGAAGCUGGAACCUGACAUGGCAACUGAGGUCAUCGAAGCAGUCCUUGGCUCAUUGGGAGAGAAUAUACUCUUUGAGAAGGACGACGGUACUUUAAUCACACCUUAUGAGGCGCGACAAGUACGCACCCACACACUCAGACGGAACCUCAGUGCAGUGGAUGCCCAACGAUGGCAAGGACUCAUGCUCACUCUCUCCCAUUUGCUUUUCCGCCGUGCACCGCCGACCAGCCAACUCUCUGAUAUUCUUCAAUCCCUUUUCUCAGGUCUUGAUUUCGAGCAGCGCUCCUCUACUGGCAGCUCUGUGGGCACUGGUGUACGCGAUGCAGCCUGUUUCGGCAUCUGGGCCUUGUCUCGAAAAUACACGACUCCGGAGCUGCUAGCCUUGCAACCACAAACGAUCACCUCUCUAGAUGGACCUAGAGAGGUGAAUGUUUUGCAGAGGCUGGCUGUGGACCUUGUCUGUGCCGCCUGUGCUGACCCAUCUGGAAAUAUUCGGCGUGGUGCCUCAGCGGCUCUUCAGGAGCUGAUUGGCCGGCAUCCUGAUACCAUCGUCGAAGGAAUCCCUCUUGUUCAGGUUGUGGACUACCACGCGGUUGCCCGGCGUUCGCGUGCGAUGAUCGAUGUGGCUAAGGCGACAGUCUCUCUGGAUCAGACGUACUGGAGCCCGCUGUUGGAAACUUUGAUGAGCUGGAGGGGGAUUGGAUCGCCAGAUGCCGAGUCAAGGAGACAGGCUGCCAAGUCGAUCGGGAUUAUGAGCACACAAGAGAUGUUCAAGACCAUGCAUCUCGUGCUGGAGCGGCUGCAACGCAAACUUGCCAAGACUCCUCGAAGUGAUGUUGAAUUACGACACGGCUGUCUAUUGGCCAUUGCUGCCACAGUGGAUGGAUAUACCAAUCAAUGGAAUACGGAUCCAGAAACCAGGGAUGUUCAUGAGGCGAAGGAAGUCUCGGCCCAGGUGCUAAAGCUGUGGAAUAUCUUUGGGUCGCCCAUUGGUCCCACCGAUGAUGACCUGAAGCUUCAGAACACCCGGCCUGAAUUAACAGCAGAGGCAUCGUCAGUCUUGAUUUCUUCACUGUCUCGGUCUGUGAAUGAAACCGCCCGAGCAGCGCCCUCUCAAACACCUCUUGAUCGAGCCCUUCAAAUCCUCACACUUUGCGUCUCCCGAAGUGAUAACACAUCUAUUGAAGCGGCCUCGAGUGCAUUAUCACAGCUUUUUCCUUUGCUAUCUUCAUCAAAGCAGGACGAAACUGUGCAGGCAUGGUUUACUCUUUUGAAUACUACAUGGAAACUACCAACCGGUCGGGGCCAAAUCCUCGCCCUAGGUGCCGUUUUCAAGCAGUUUGAGGCUAAGCAGGAUCUUCAAGGCAAUAUUAUCACACAGCUAUUCCGAUCCACCGACAAAGAAGAGCUCAUUGAAAAACGUGUCGCUGCCGUGAAGUGUCUGGCCACUGAUAUUCUACCACAUAUGAAUGAUGUCACGGAUACUGUUGCAGACGGCUUCCUUGGGGCACUGAAUGAUUAUACCACCGAUCGUCGAGGAGAUAUUGGGUCAUUGAUCCGGGUUGAAGCAAUCCAGGCUGCCGGUACCCUCCUUAAGAGAGAGCCUAGAACAACACCAUAUUCCCCAUUGACCCAAAAAUUGGUUCGAUGCCUCUGUCGCCUGGCCAGCGAAAAGCUCGACAAGGUCAGACUACAAGCAUGGCUUUGUUUGCAGGACUUUUGGGAAUCGGCCUCGGACUUCCCUCCACUAAGCAGUAAAUUCGAACAUUUCAGCCAUGUGUCCUCGAAAGAGUACUUCCUCCAACUGCUCGGUCUACAACCGAUUGGCUGGCUGCGUGUUUCACUGCUGCAAGGGUUAGCAACAUCUGCUGUCGCCGGUUCUGAGGGCUUAGUUCGGGCUUGUCGGUCUGCGUUGGCUGAAUAUCUCGAGUCUUUCACUGCACCUCAACGUCAAGAGACCUUGAUGAUUUUUGUAAAAGACCUUUCGACCAUAUUGAGCGACAAUCUCCAAGAUGACCGCUACGCGCCUCCGACCAUCGAGUUCCUUGCGUUUUUGAUUGAUGGCUAUAUUAACGUCAUCCCAGAUGGCUCUGAUCCGAGUUUCCGAAAGCUAUUUGUCCUCGUACAGAAAGCACACCUCCGGACCUCGAAUCUAAUCCGCCUCGAAGCUGCAACAAAAAUGUACGCAGCGAUGUCCAGAAUUGAGAGUCUGCGGUCCGAUGUUUUGAAAAAACUGACGGGGAUGUUAUUGCAUCCUUUCCCGAGGGUUCGUGCAUCUGCUGCAGACUAUCUAUUUGUGGUGACCGAUUCUGAGAUGGUCAAGUAUGAGGACUGGUCGGCGCAGCCAAAGCAGUUGAUCGGUCAAGUUGAGGGUUUGCGGGCUGUUCUAGUCAAGUAG